Populus trichocarpa (black cottonwood) is the source of this 1136-nucleotide messenger RNA. RefSeq names its product tetraspanin-19. Gene Ontology annotation, cellular component: membrane. The record is from RefSeq and is a predicted model, not a curated record. Bases 196 to 861 code for a protein of 221 amino acids. The transcript has 6 exons. Lineage: Eukaryota; Viridiplantae; Streptophyta; Magnoliopsida; Malpighiales; Salicaceae.
UUAGCAACAACGAUCGAAAUUAAAACCUUAAAAACACACACAAAAAAAAAAAAACGAAAAUUAUUUGAUUUAUCAAGUAUUUGAAGCCCCCAAGAUUUAAAAAAUCUCGGGGCUUUCUUAUUUUCUUUUUUAAUUUGGUGAAAUUAGUCAGUUUGUUUUGGGGUUUUAGCAGUAAUUGAAUAAAGGAAAGGAAAAAUGGUGAGUGUAAUGAGGAGUUGCAUUCAGUCAAUAUUGAAGUUAGUGAAUUGUUUGAUAGGAAUGGUUGGUAUAGCAAUGGUGUUGUAUUCAAUUUGGCUUAUUAGAGUGUGGGAAAGAGAAAUGGGUGGUUUUCCAUUUUUUGAAGAUGAUGAUGACUUUACUCCAUGGUUCAUUUACACAUUUCUUGGCCUAGGUGUCGCUUUGUCCGUGAUCACAUGCUUUGGUCAUAUUGCUGCUGAAACUGCAAAUGGUUACUGCCUUUAUCUAUAUAUGUUAUUUAUAUUCUUACUCCUCAUGCUGGAAGCUGGAGUUACUGCUGAUGUAGUUUUAAACCGUGACUGGGAAGAGGACUUCCCAAAAGACCCAAGUGGGAGUUUUGAUCAGUUCAAAGGUUUCGUUAGAUCAAACUUUGAGCUCUGCAAAUGGAUAGGCUUAUCAAUUGUGUUUGUUCAGGGAUUGUCUUUUCUAGUAGCAAUGAUACUCAAGGCUAUUGGGCCCCAUCCAUCUUAUGACAGUGAUGAUGAUUAUGCUUCAGAUAGGGCUCCACUUCUGAAGGAUGUUGUUCAUCCACCUCCCUAUGCUGUUGGUAACCCUGUCAUGGGAUCCAGAAAUAAUGCAUGGAGUAUAAGGAUUACCGAGAAGAUGAAUCAGGCAAGCAGGUGAUAGCUUUUCACAAGGCCAGGACCUUGCAUUUGGAAGGAUCAGGAAGUGAUAUGUCACUGGUCACAACCAUCUUAUAUCAUCUGAUGUCCAAGAGCUCGUACAAGUGCCAAAGGUUUCAAGAUGGAAAAGGGCUUCUUAGCAGUUCAGUGUUUUUGGAUGUGCAGUCAGUACAUAUGGGAUUUUGUCUACUUUUGUACCCAACCUUGUAGCAUUAACACCAUUGAAUGUAACAAAAACUCACCUUCAAUUGAUGAAUUCAUUCUUGUUUAAUAUCA